This is a messenger RNA of Stylophora pistillata, 2129 nucleotides long. Its product is annotated as transmembrane protein 185A. The record is from RefSeq and is a predicted model, not a curated record. Lineage: Eukaryota; Metazoa; Cnidaria; Anthozoa; Scleractinia; Pocilloporidae.
AUAAAAUUAUUUCGUAUUUCCAUAUGUAAUGAUGGUACUUUGAGCGAAUGCUUGUGUAUGUCCAUUCAUUGCAAUCUUUACAGAUACUUUGAUUGAACACAUGAAUCUUCGUCGCCUUUUCCAGGAUUUUAAUCCAAGUAAAUUUUUACUCUUCUUUACUCUCUUCAUCUUUUCGAUCUUGCUGGCGUUGCGUCUGGAUGGAACUAUUACGUGGAGUUACUGGGCGGUUUUUACUCCUAUUUGGAUUUGGAAAAUCAUGGUUUUAUCGGGCGCUUUUACUGGAAUUUAUAUCUGGAUUCGACAUCCGGAAUACAGAGGUGAAGGAGAUAGUCAUGUGGACUUCAAGGCAAUGAUCAUCUGUCUUGCCUUGCAUCUUCUCUUGCUGAUGUUUGAGAUAUUUGUGUGCAUUAAUCUUGGUGGUGGUCGGAUGUUUCCAUGGAGACUUAUGUUCAUGCCGUUGUAUGUACUGUCAUCGUUAUCGAUCAUCGCUUGUAUCUGGGGAUUCAGGCAUGACAGAGCAGUAGAGCUUGAAACAGUAUUCUCAGUAAAUGUUCUGCAGUUUAUUUUCCUUUCCUUACGCUUGGACAGAGUUAUCUUAUGGUCUUGGGUGGUUGUGUUUGUUCCGACGUGGAUAGUGCUGUCCUUACUUUGUCUUCUAGUAUUGUAUUAUGUAAUAUGGUCCAUAAUAUUUGUUCGCACAGCAGAAGUCCUUCCAGCACAGCGUCGAGGCCAUGCCAUGGUGGCUGUAGCUUCUGUUCUUCUAGUUAUUCCACUUCUAACAUUUCAGAUCGUCUUGUGUAACAGACUGGAUGGCAUAACACAAGACAUGUUUGUUGGAGUGGUGGCUCCCCUUCAAAUAUCUCUUUUGAGUUUGCUCGCUACGUCCUUUUAUCACAAAGGAGGCAACCACUGGUGGUUUGGAAUGCGAAAGGACUUUUGUGAGUUUCUCCUUGGGGUAUGUCCCUUUCUACAGGAAUAUGGGAACAUUUCUUGUAAAUUUUCGGAAAGUGUUUUCUCAAGAGCACCUAGGGAAGAGACUUCCAUUGAACCACAACGGAAACCAGUCGUCCAUGAGUACCCAGCUAAAUGUGUGGUACCAGUUGUAUCCAUUGAAAUGCCUGACUGAUGUUAUAUUGGCCAAGAAUGUUAACUUUGCAGUCUACAGUCAUUCACAUUCAAUGGAUUGAGUAAAACACAUGCAAGAAUAAGUCGGAUUAGAUCUGUCAAAGUGACGUCACACACACCAGCUUACAAAGAAUUGUGCGGUACUGGUCAUAUUUUGGUGCCAGUGUUGCUGAGAAAGCAGUUAUUCGUGUGAUUGGUGGAUCAGUCAUGAAGUUUAUGAGCUGUUCAACACUGUUAAUAUGAGAAGCUGAAUGAUACGUGCAUUUUGAUUGGUUCUUAGUUAAAAUCUCUUGGAGGAAAGACACACAGAUGACGUCACCAUUAACAACAUUAAUCUUUGUCAUCUAAUAAAACAAACAGAUUCUAUGUUGCCAUGGGUCUGUUCAGUAUUAGAUCAAAGAACACAUUAAAAUGUGAAAAGAACAUCGGCAACACACUCAGCUGUGCCUUGUCUGCCACUUUUUUGUUCUUAAAGUAUUUUGACAUCUUCUGUGCUCACUGGGAGCUUGCUUAUUGGCUACACAAUUAUGAAAAAUCUAAACUCUUGUAGCCUAAUCUGGAUGUUCAGUAAGUAAAAUGGAGAAAAGUUAAGUGCAAUAAUGGCAGCGGAUCUACUCAACCCAAACCCCUCUUGUCUUUUUUUGAUCAGCCACUACUAUCACCCCAAUUAUGAAAAGAGAAAGAAUCUUGCUUCCAACCCAUUGGUUGUGUUUCAGCUAAUGUGUUGAUAAGAUGUUGGUAAUGGGUAGGCCAACGUUGGCCCACAUAUUAGUUGAUCUUACCAAAUGAAUGCUUAGGAAGUGUUGCUGGUCAACAACUGGGUGGUGUGUUGGUAAUAUCAGAUUCUUUACCUUCACCGCAUUUACUAUGAUUGCACUUCAUUUUUACGGACUGAACAUCUAAAACAGGCUGAAAAUCUUGCUCUGUAAAAAUGUCUCAAACUCAAACUCAAACUCAUAUGCAUUGAAUUAAAUUCAUCUAUGUCACCUCUUGGCAUAAAAUAA